CAUUUGGUAAGUUAGAGUGUUCAACUGAUAACACAGUGAGAAGGUACUCUUAAUUAAUUUUUCAUAUUUAUAAGAGAAAAGAGUACUUGAAAAAACUCCUUAAUUUCAUGGAGUACCAAUCACUUGUGGGAAUAGAGAUGAUAGCAGCAAUCUGUGUUGCAAUUUUGUUAGUAAUAUACACAUGGAAAGUGUUGAAUUGGGCAUGGUUUGGGCCAAAGAAAUUGGAGAAUUGCUUAAGGCAAAGAGGUCUAAAGGGAAAUCCUUACAAGUUACUCUAUGGAGAUUUGAAGGAACUCACAAAUAAACUCAAUGAAGCCAAAUCUAAGCCAAUCGAUUUCUCUGAUGAUAUAGCUCAAAGGCUCAUCCCUUUUUUCUGUGAUUCCAUCAACAAAAAUGGUAAAAAUUCUUUUGCCUGGCUAGGCCCCAAGCCUAUCGUAUUCAUCACAGAACCUUCACUUAUAAAGAAGAUUUUUGAAAAAUAUUAUAUGUAUCAGAAGAAUAAACAUUCUAAUCCAUUCGCGAAGUUAUUGAAUCAAGGUCUCGUUACCCUUGAGGAAGACAAAUGGGCUAAGCACAGAAAAAUCAUCAAUCCCGCCUUCCAUUUUGAGAAACUAAAGCAUAUGCUGCCAGCAUUUUAUCAGACUUGUAGUGAAAUGCUAAGCAAAUGGGAGGAGAUUGUUCCAAAGGAAACAUCAGUCGAGUUCGAUGUAUGGCCACACUUUCAACUAAUGACAGGUGAAGUCAUUUCUCGAACUGCAUUUGGGAGUAGUUAUGAAGAAGGAAGAAUAGUAUUUGAACUUCAGAAAGAACAAGCUGAGCAUGUAAUGGAACAAGUUUUUUCGAUUUAUAUACCAGGGUCGAGGUUCUUUCCUAGUAAGAGGAAGAAAAGAAUGCUGGAAAUCGAAAAGGAAAUUCAAACGACAAUUAGGCAUAUCAUUGACAAAAGAUUGAGGGCAAUGAAAGCAGGGGAGACUAGUAAUAAUAAUGAAGACUUAUUAGGCAUAUUACUUGAAUCCAAUAUGAAAGAAAUUGAACAGCACGGAAGUAAAGAUUUCGGAAUGACAACAUCAGAAGUGAUUGAAGAGUGUAAGUUAUUCUACUUUGCUGGACAAGAGACCACUUCAGUGUUGCUCGUAUGGACGAUGAUAUUACUGUGCCUACAUCCAGAGUGGCAAGUACGUGCCAGAGAGGAGGUUUUGCACGUCUUCGGAAAUGAAAAACCAGAUUUUGAAGGACUAAAUCGCCUGAAAAUUGUGACAAUGAUCUUGUACGAGACGUUAAGGCUAUUCCCCCCAGUACCGACAUAUGGUAGAAGGAACAAAGAUGAAGUCGAAUUAGGGGACCUGAGUCUACCAGCUGAUUUGCUACUCGUUAUACCCGCCAUCUUAGUACAUUAUAACAAAGAAGUAUGGGGUGAAGAUGCGAAGGAAUUCAAACCCGAAAGAUUUAGUGAAGGAGUGUCAAAGGCAACAAACGGACAAGUCUCGUUUAUUCCAUUUGGUUGGGGACCCCGAAUUUGCAUUGGACAAAACUUCGCAAUGAUGGAAGCAAAGAUGGCAAUAACAAUGAUACUACAAAGGUUCUCCUUCGAACUCUCUCCAUCAUAUACGCAUGCUCCAGUUGCAGUAGUGGCUAUUCAUCCACAGUAUGGUGCUCCUUUGCUUAUGCGCAAGCUUUAAAAUGUUCACUGUUUUCUUCAGUUUGUGUUUUAAUUCUUCAGCUUUUUAUGGUGUUUAACUUUCAUCUAGUCUUGUGAAGAGUUUGCAUAGUACUUUCUGUAUAAGCAGCUCGAACUUUCAACUGUGUUACAAAGAACAAUAAAUGGAUCGGAAUUUUGCAUAUUAAAGGGCAGGUCGGUGCACUAAAGCUCCCGCUAUGCGCAGGGUCCGGGAAGGGCCGACCACAAGGGAAUUUUGCAUAUUAUUCACAUUAAUUAAUAGUGUAAGUCAGUAAAUGUAGCUGCUUCUCCAAGUAUGAAACAUUAUUAAAU
Messenger RNA from Solanum dulcamara, 1990 nucleotides. Its product is annotated as cytochrome P450 CYP72A219-like. The transcript is spliced from 5 exons. Gene Ontology annotation, molecular function: heme binding; iron ion binding; oxidoreductase activity, acting on paired donors, with incorporation or reduction of molecular oxygen. The record is from RefSeq and is a predicted model, not a curated record. Lineage: Eukaryota; Viridiplantae; Streptophyta; Magnoliopsida; Solanales; Solanaceae. Bases 108 to 1679 code for a protein of 523 amino acids.